Messenger RNA from Thamnophis sirtalis, 779 nucleotides. The record is from RefSeq and is a predicted model, not a curated record. Lineage: Eukaryota; Metazoa; Chordata; Lepidosauria; Squamata; Natricidae.
CUGCAGUCACAUGAACGGCUGCUGCUCUCGGCCACCCUGCCCCGCUCCGGCCAGCAGCUCCUUCUCUGGGUGGCCAUUGGCCCAGCAUCCCACCUGCCCCCCUCCGUCGGAGGUCACCUGCGGCCUCUCUGCCUUCGCUUGGCACCUGUGGCUGCCUCACCUGGGGAGGGCAUGGCUUCGGAAGAGGAAGAGGGAAACCAGAAUCGACUGCAGCUUUUUCGUCUCCGAUGCCCUUGAGAGCUCAGCUUCCUGGGCAUUUCUUUUUUAAAAACAAAAAAUCUGCAUUAUUUGAAAGGAGGAGAAUUGGCAGGCUGCUUCUCUCCCCAGGGCAGCCUGGCAGCAGCUGGCAGCAAGCUUGGCCUUGGACUGAAGCCAGCUUCUUCCCUGGCAAGGGGUGGGGGGACCUUUCCGAAGCCCACCCACCCCCUCCUCACCCUGCUCUUAGCUUCUUGACCAUGAAAACAUUGUGUGGGUUCCUUCUCUGGAUGGCAGCUUGGCAGCUGCCAACCUGUUCGCCGACGACAAUGCCCCCCUCUGAGGAAAGGGGGGUCGAACUUGAGAAGAUGCUGCCCACUAGGGAAGUCAUCCAUUUUUUGGAGGUCUACAAUCGCAGCGUCUGUCAGCCCAAGGAGAUGAUGGUGUCUGUCACGGCAGAACAUCCGUCUCUGGACAACCAUAUCAUGAGCCCCUCCUGCGUGGCCCUCAGGCGUUGUACCGGCUGCUGUUCGGACGAUUCUUUGGACUGCGUGCCCAGCCGUUCCCGGGACGUCAUCUUGGAA